Messenger RNA from Nematolebias whitei (Rio pearlfish), 452 nucleotides. It is a transcript of the gene rpa3, whose product is annotated as replication protein A3. Gene Ontology annotation, molecular function: single-stranded DNA binding; damaged DNA binding. The transcript has 4 exons. Gene Ontology annotation, biological process: double-strand break repair via homologous recombination; mismatch repair; DNA replication. The coding region runs from base 29 to 397 and encodes 122 amino acids. Gene Ontology annotation, cellular component: DNA replication factor A complex; site of double-strand break; nucleus. The record is from RefSeq and is a predicted model, not a curated record. NCBI's taxonomy places the organism in Eukaryota, Metazoa, Chordata, Actinopteri, Cyprinodontiformes, Rivulidae.
UAAGCUAACGCAAGAGUUACCCGCGGAGAUGGCAGGCAUCCUGGACGUUCCCAAACCUAGAAUAAACUGCUCGAUGCUUUCGCAGCACAUCAACCGACCGGUGUGCUUCGUCGGUCGUGUCGGAAAGGUUAACCCAAGCGGUAAAUCGUUUACUGUAUCGGAUGGAGAAGAAAAAACCGCAACAGUUGAACUAAAUGAACCUCUUGAAGAAGAACUGAGUGGCGUUGUAGAGAUUGUUGGCAUGGUGUCCAACAAAGGAGCGCUAAUGGCCACCACGUACAACAUCCUGCAAGAAGACAAGGGCGUCCCCUUCGAUUUAGAACUCUACAAUGAAGCUCUGAAGGUCAUCCAUGACUUCCCCCAGCACUACCCCUUCCAGGCGGCUGCAAGUGGAUGAACCCUCCAUGUUGAGAUGUGUUGUUGUUGUUAUUGUUGUUGUUGUGGUUUAUUUC